UUAUAUUUUAAGUACACCAUAAGUCUAUAAAAGGGUUGUUCACAACGUAUAUCACAACCAAACAAUUUCAGGCAAGACAUAAUCACCUAAUAUCAUUUUUUGUUUUGCUUGAAAAUCCACCGAGAACUGCCGAGAAGAUGAGUAGGACCACGACGGCGGCGGCGGCUAAGGGCAGAACCGGCGGCUGGGGAGGUUUGGGUUCCAUUAAACUUCUUCUUGCCAUUUGGUUUGUUGUCAGCAUCGGCAUUGUUGUUGGCGUGGAUGCAAGUGGCGGAGGGAGGUUGAAGGCGGUGGUCGUAGUCAACAACAAUGACUCUCCGCCGCCGCCAGAUUAUUUUUCGGCGAUGCUACCAAAGGGUGGACUGAUUCCGCCGUCGGCGCCGUCACCCGGUAGUAACCAAAACGGCGCCCCUCGUCUUCCACAUCCGGGCUCUCCGCCUAGCUAGCUUGAAGUAGGAC
Molecule: messenger RNA, 459 nt
Organism: Cuscuta epithymum
Lineage: Eukaryota; Viridiplantae; Streptophyta; Magnoliopsida; Solanales; Convolvulaceae
Source: the annotation of a GenBank genome assembly